CCAUCUUGAAUAUUGAAAAUGAGACUAGUUCGUGUUAAUUAUUUUUGUUGUCAGUGAAAAUAAACAUUUUGUAAUACUAAUUGUGUACAGUAAUUGUUUCACCUGGAUUUUGGUCAAGGUGUGGUCAAAAACACAAAAAAAUAACAUCGACACUCUGACAGCUCUAGGUACUUGGUGAUUAUUUACAGCUAUGGGGACAUCGCAUUAUCUGGCCUUGUUGGUGAUUUUGGUGUCACUAACAAGAAGCUGUUACGGACUUGGAGAAGCAUGCACUGCUGAUGACUCAAGCAACUGUACUGGUACUGGAGUUGUUUGUGGGGGGAGCAUCACCUGUGUUUGUGACUCAAACCACUAUCCCUCUAAUGGAGGAUGUACAGAAAAGAUAGACUUAGGUUUCUCAGGAUGUACCAAUGGCAAUGCUGCCAACGAGUGUGCUGAUGACAACACUGAGUGCACCACAGGUGUCUGUAAAUGUGUCAGCACUCACUAUGACAACAAUGGUGACACUUCUGGGGGAGAAUGUGAUAAAAAGAAAAAACUGGGAGAAGCCUGUUCAACAAACCAGGACUGCACUAGCAGUGACUCAUAUUCAGAGUGCAGUGGUAGCAAAUGCCAGUGUCAGUCCUUCUACUAUGAUGACAAUGGAGACACCGCUGAAGGAACGUGUGCAUCAAAGGUAAACCUUGAAGGUACAUGUACCGCAGCAACAUCAGGCUCUGAUGACCCAUGUAACACAGCGUUUGCAGUGUGUACAAGAAGUGAAUCUUCCUACACCUGUAAGUGUCAGGGAGGAUAUUACAAGUCAGGUGGAAAUACUUGCAGUAAAGUUGGGGUAGCUCUUGGGUCUAGCUGCACCAUACCUACUUCUGAAAGUGGAGCAACUAUAACGGAUGCCUGUACAAUUACUUUUGCUGAGUGUAGGGCAACCAGUGAUGCAUCAUCUACAACAUGUCAGUGCAUUGCUACACACUAUACAUAUGGGUCAGAAUGCAGGCAAAGGCAGAAAUUAAGUGAAAUUUGUUCCAGCCAUGAGGACUGCAUUUCCUUUGACAAAAAAUUAAUUUGCGGCACUGGUCGCACAUGUCAGUGCCAACCCAAUUACUAUGACAGUGAUGGAAACAUAACUGUUGGAGGGACAUGUACAUUAAAGCUUCCUCUGGAUUCACCUUGUCUACAGCCAGAUGCCUGUGCUACAGCUCACUCAGUGUGUCUUCAAAAUAAGUGCCAGUGUUCUGAUAAUUAUUACAAUACAAAUGAUGCUAUCCAAUACAGAAAGACAUGCAAGUCAAAGCAUAAUCUGAAUGUAAAUUGUGAUGAUGGAGCCAAUCCAAACCAAUGUAAAGAUGACAAGGCUGUAUGUACUUACUCAAACACUGUGAAACUGUGCAGAUGUAUCGCUGGAUACCAUGAAAAGAAAGGAGUAUGCAUUGCAAACAAGGCACUUGGUGAAGAUUGUGAUGUUCCUACAGAGUGUUCAGACAGUGCAGCUGUCUGCACAGGAUCCAAUAAAGUCUGUACAUGUGGUUCGAACCAUUAUGAUGACAAUGGAUUUAGUGCUGGUGGAAACUGCCAAGAGAUAUCACAGCUUCAAGUAUCCAGCAUUACCUUUUCUCAAGUGCAUACAACAACAAUGAUCGUGUCAUGGACCCCACAAAGUGGAAAGGCCAGUUCCAUUAGUGACUACACGGUUCAGUGGGGAUCAAAUGAUAGUUCAAUAGCUGAAGGUUUUAAGGAGAAUAUAAUGUCAACAACAACAAAAAUUACUGGUCUUACUCCAGGACAGAACUACCGAAUAACUGUGACAUCUGUGAACAAAGUCACACAAGCUGACUCUCCUCGAAGUACAUUCGUCUCCAAACAAAGAUCAUCAAAACCAAUGCCUCCAAGCAGUCUGGAUUUGGAUGGUAGCAACUUAGACGCAACAGAUAAGGAGAUAACACUUGCUUGGACAAGGCCUUCAAGUGGGGUGGUGUCAAGAUAUGAUAUAGAGGUGCUUGAUGGGACAGAAUUAAAACAGCCAACUUUCGCUGUUGGAACAGCCAGUGCUACAUUGACUUUUUACGACAUGAGGAAUGGUUAUACAUACAAUGUUAAAAUAAUAUCCAGGAGUGAAACCUAUGAUGGAACAAAUACGGAACCCAGUCAACCAUUUGAGUCACCGUUCAAAACUGAUGUUCAAGUGCCAGAUCCACCAACUGAUGUUUCCUGCCUAAGUAUAUAUGAUGAGUAUAUAACUCUUUCAUGGACUGCACCCCAAAAACCCAAUGGGGAUUUGGUUCAAUAUGUUGUCCACACUUUGUCAUAUCCAUCAAAUAGCGAAAAAUUCCAAAAUAAUACAUCUUCUACUGGGACAACUUAUGAUGUGCAUGGCUUAGAACCAGGCACAGUCUACGUAUUCCGGGUGCACACACAGAAUGAAGGCCACACGUCUACACAGUAUGGGGCAGUGCAAACAUUUUGCACAACAAAGGCAAAAAUGGCUGACAAACCCCAGAACUUGAAUUUUGUAAACAACAUAACCAGUCGAGCACUUUCUGUCACCUGGUCUGAACCAGUUAAUAUUUACAGCUCAGAAAACCUUGGUUACAUAGUUCAACUUCAAGACAAUGAUGCCAAUAUGUGUGAAAAGGAAAUCGUUAUGAGAUGCAGUAAUUGUACUACUGGGGACAUCAAAAAAAUAACAAUGCCACGUUGUGGCCAAGAUUUGCAAGUGCAGAUUGACCAUUCUCAUGAUGAAAUCCGUGCAAAUAAAUUAUACACGAUUCAAAGCCUCCUUCCUGACACAAACUACAUAGUUUCUGUAUCUGUGGUGAAUAAUCAGGGUAGAGGCAAUGCAGCAUCAAUUGAUAUAAAGACUCCAGAGGAAGAGCCCCAAGCCGCACCAGUUGUUCGGUCAGUGUAUGAUAUCAGAAAGAAUUCGUUCAAUGUGUCGUGGAGUCUGAUAGGACCAAGGCCGGGCCAAGUCACGUACACGGUGAUCCUAACUGCCGACACGGGAGCAGACUCCAAAUCAUAUUAUGUUACUGGUUAUGGUAACACCAAUCUGUUUGCUGAUGGGCUAGAAGAAUAUUGGAAUUAUGAUGUGAGUGUCACAGCAAGAACUAAUGUAGGUGGUGCUAAAACAUCAGAUACCACAACGAAAUACAGGACACUGCCUUCAGCUCCUGGAGCAGUAACUGAGUUUGAAGCAGUUAAGGUUCAGCUGCGCACUGACAAUUUCCACAAAAUGACGAUCCAAUGGAAAGCUCCAUUGCUGUUGCAGCGCAACAGUGUGAUAAAGGAAUAUGUGUUAAGACACAAUGUUGGAAACACUACAGCAAGCUCAGUGGGUGGUGAAGAGUUCAAGACAAUGUCCUUCACGUCGGUUACUAGCGAUGUCUUUUACAGUCAAGAGUUUGAUGUGAUACCUGAAUCAACGUACAAGUUUGAGGUGUAUGCCGUGAACACUGAGAGUACAGAUAAUAUGGGGGAGAAAACAGCGAUUAAAGAAAUAGCCCCAGCUGGAUUCCCUGUCAGUAUUGAAAAAGCUGACAAAACCUUACAGGUUGUGAAAGAAGGCUCGAAAGACCAAACCUUCAUAAGCCUGAAUCUCGUAAGAGAGUUUUUCACUGAGGAAACCAAUGGAAGAGUACAGAGGACAGCAUUGCUGGGGUGUAAAAGCAGUGCAUGUCCGGAAAACUUUCUUGGCUACGCAGACACUCAAAAGAAGGUGGAUGCUCUGGCCAACUGGCAAAAGGCUGCACAAAAUAGCCUGUAUAGGAUCACCACAGCUGACUGGUUAACAAAGAACAAGAGAAGGCGUCGAAGCAAAUACACAGAAGUUCCGUACACUGUGGGCAUAGAGAAUUGCGAUGGCGUCACGGAAGGCAAAUACUGUAACGGACCGCUCGAGCCAGAGACAAAAUAUUUAUUUGUUGCGGUGGUCUGUACCAGCACAGGAUGUACGGUCAGCAAAAAAUAUGGGCCUUACAUCACAGAGGCAGUUCCACCGCCUAUCGGCAUGAUAAUGGGAAUAGUGGCUGGGGUUGUUGCAGCUUUGGUAGUAGUUGUCAUUGUAGUAAUCUUCCUCCGUCGAAGAAGUAGGAACAAGGCUCCACUAAUGUUACCGCUGGUGUUUUUCAGGUCAACAAUUCCUGAUGGAAGUCUCGUUGAAGUGGAGUUUCGAGAAAAGAUUCAGAGGAAAAGGCCAAUACUACUGAGUGAGUUUGAUACGUACCUAACUAAGAUGCACGAAGAUUCCAACCUAAAGUUCUCCGAGGAAUAUAAAGAGUUGAAUACCCUGAGCCCGAAACAUUCGACAGUUGCCUCUGUACUGGAGGAGAACAGGGCCAAGAACAGAAACAUAAACAUCAUUCCUUAUGACCAUAGCCGUGUGAAGUUGACCACUAACGGAGAGGAUGACAAAAAUGACUACAUCAACGGAAACUAUCUACCGGGUUACAACUCCCCCCGUGAAUACAUCGGCUGUCAAGGUCCACUACCCGCCACAAUCGACGAUCACUGGAGAAUGAUAUGGGAACAGAAUGUCACUAUCAUCGUCAUUCUUACACUCUGCAAGGAGGGACAGAAGAUCAAGUGUGAGCAGUACUGGCCCGAUGAGGUUGGGGACCCGAAACAAUACGGAGAGGUUGUCGUGGAGAUGACCUCAUACUCCAAUGUCAAGACUUACGACUUCAGAGUCUUCAAGAUAUGCAACGGCAGCCAGACCCGUACGAUAAAGCACUUCCACUUCCUAACGUGGCAGGACUUCCAUGCAAACGUAAAGCACGACAUCAUCCUGAACUUCAUCCGAGACGUACGCCACCAGAUACAGCCACCUGACAAGACUGGGCCCAUGAUCGUGCACUGCAGUGCGGGCGUUGGUCGUACAGGGACUUACGUGGCCAUCGACUACUUCAUGCAGUUCAUAGACGAACACGACUUUGACGUUGAGAUAGACAUCUUUGACUUUGUCCUCAAGAUGAGGGACAACAGGGUCUUCAUGGUUCAGACUGAGCAACAGUAUGUGUUUAUCCAUGACUGUGUGAAUGAGAUGUUGGACAACAAGAGACUGGCUGUGAAUAACCUUUACGAGAACACCGGUGGUAAUCAAGACAAAGAACACAUUGCAACAGCUGUAUGAUAAUGUGCAGUACAAUCCCUCCAGUCAGCGCACAGAACUGUAGCCUCGAGACAAAAGGGGGCGGAGUUAACUACGGGAUCAAAGACAAUCCAUAUAAUUGAUGUGUCGCUGAGCUGUCGGAUUAAUAAUCAAAACAGUUAAACCAAUGAAAACUUUGUGACAUUAACCUGGACAACAUGUACAAUGCAAAAAUAACAUGUGGAAUAGAAUUCAAUAGAUUCUUUUCUUCAACCGUUCCUUUUAUUAGCUAUGGCGGAAGUAUUACCUCGAUUUUAGCGUCAUGUGAAUUGUUCUAGAAAACUUGUAUUAUAUAUCCACGGUGAAUUAUUAUAACAAAUUUAAUUUGCUUUAUUUUAAGAUUACUUUUCUUUCUGAAUUCCUGAAAACGUUCAAUUUUACUUGCUUGUAAAGAUAUUGUUAUGUAUACAAGGAUUUUGGGGAGAAAAUGUGUUGCUUCAUUUUGGGGGAUUUUUUAUCAUCUAGAUUUUGAUUAUAAUCAAAGGUUUGAUUCUUGAAGCUAAAUUAGGAGGUCUGUAGCCCGCCUAAGAAACCAUAAUCAAAUUGAGUUUGUUUCACCAUUUUUGAAACGGGGCCGGGGUCUUUUUGAUUGGGAAAAUUAUUUACUAUAACAUUCCUAUUUUGCCUUAUAAAAACAAGAAUGAUUUUAAAAAUAACGAAGGAAAAGAUAAAAGAAUAUGAUAAAGUUUGUUUCUUGAAGAAUAUACCAGUUUUUCCAUACAUAAAUGUUUUGCAGGUAAAGUAUAUUAUUAGUUUUUAUUUAUUAUUUUUAAAACAUGAAAUUGCCAAUUUAUUUUAAUUUUUGGGAAAAAGUGUUGGUUUUAUCAUUUGGCAUGUGAUGAAUUUCGGCCCCAAAUAGGUCCGGAAAAACAAGCAGAAUCAGAUUAAUUUAGAGCAGAAAAGUAAGGAAAUCUAAAGAAAACACAAUAACAACUGUACUUCUGGCUUAUAUUUUGACAUCUUAUUACUGAGCAUACAAAUUUUCUCCACAUCUCUGGUUAUCUUGGGCGGGCUGUACAUAUAUGAGGUUUUUUACUGAGUAACAAGAGACCAUGAUUACUAACAGUCUGAAGUCUGGGUUCAGACUCAAGUGGCAAAACUGCAAAUCCUCAUUUUAUUGAGACUUACCUUCUAGUUGAGUUUUAAUGAUGAAAUUUGAUGAAAUUUAUAAUUACUGUUUAUAAUUGCUCAACCACUUCCCUUUAUAUUUUUGCAAAAGAAAUGAAAAAAGGGAUUUUUUUAACAUACUCUAGUAAAAGUGCUUUUCUGAGAUAAUUCAAGAUUCAAUCUUGAGACUGUUUGUGCAUCAUGGCCCCAGAGGUUGUUUUGAUUCCUUUCUAUCGCAAAUAUUAGGAUUACCACAUGUGUUUUUUUUUUCAUUUUUCAUGUAGCAUUUCAUGUAACAGUAAUGCCUGCUAUCAGGAAAUGGAAGAUAAAAUGGCUAGAAUGCCUAAUAUUAUAAAGGUAUCAGCCUUUUCUUUCCUUUUUUCAUUCAGUUUAGCCAAAUACCCCCAAAAGGGAAUAGGAACAUGAACAAUUGACAAGUGUAUUUUUGUGCAAUUCAGGAAAAAAGGGUGGGGGAUGGGGGAUACAUCAGAUAAAAACUCUCAAUAUUUUGUAUAUAUCUUUAAAACAUAGGGGGGACUGAAACAAAUUAUUCCAAGUCUAUUAAUAUUAUCAAUAGUUUGCAGGGAAUAAUGAAGUCACAUUCUUGGGAGAAUAUUGCACUGCCUACUUUCUAUCAUAACAUUUGGUAAUGUUUUGGAAGUUUAGCAAUAAAACUGUCAGGGGCCUGCCUUAACCAUUUUAAACUGUACACCCCUACACUUGAGCAAUGUGUUAGCAUAUUCAGGUAUUUCAUUUUCUCAAAGUAAUCUUAAGAUUUUAAACAUCAUCUUCCUACAAAUAUAAACCACCCUAAUCCUUUGAUUGUUAUUUCUGGUUUCGAGCUUUAAGUACUUGCCGCUUCGGGUCCACCAGUAUUGUAAAGUACGCCCGGCGUACUGGAGUUUGGAAACUGGUAUAUACUAAAAUGAUUAUGAUUAUUUUAACAACUGAAUAAAAAUAAGUCUGAUUAGCUGCUAUUCUGUCUAAGAUUAAGAAUUUAUAUUUUUAAAUGUUUAAAUUUCACGGACAACCAAACAAAAAUGUUUAUAUUGUGCGCAACACAAUCGAAAUUAUUCAGAUUUUCCACUUUGGGUUAUUAUAAUCAUAUAAAAAAAAUCUUGAAUGUCAUUUAUUAAUUUGCACAUUAAAUAUUACUUUGGUAAAGAACGAAACAUACUGGUAUAUCAGACCCCAUUUUCUUUAAUAUUUCAUAUUAGUUAAAACUGCUUUUAUAUCAGCUUGGCUGGAAAAUGGCUGUCUGCCUUUGGGCAAUGUUUUACAUGAUUUGAUAUCUAAAUAUCAUCUAAUCUUUAUACUUGUUUGUGAUGUCACGCAAUUAACUGUCAGAAUUUACUGUGUAACGAGUCUUCAUGCAAAUCUUAUAGUGCUUGGAUUAAAACGAUUAUUGCGCUUUUCAUGUUACUAGUUAAUUGAUUUGCUUGAGUUUUGAAUGUAAGUGGUUAGGGUGGGAUUUUUUUACAGACAAAAGCCAUUCAGAUUCAUGUUCUUAAAUCAUAGCCCUAAUUGUUUGAUAAUCCUAAGUCUCUUAAAAAAUAAAAAAGGUCUUACAAAAUUUCGAGUUUCCUUUCACGACCUAUAAAUCGAAGUUGGAAGACAUCAUAACAUCCCAAGAACAGAUAGAAUAUGUACCUUUGGUAAUAUGAAUGUCAUCGAAAAUAAAUAUCAUUUCCUUUUAGUCUGUCCAAAAUAUCAUAAUCUACGAAAACAAUUCUUUAAACCAUACUUUUGUCAUUGGCCAACAAAACAAAGUUUAUUAACCUUUGUACUCAGACAGCGGAAAAACUAUGCACAAUGUUAGUAAAUAUUUAUAUCAUGCAUCUUUGUUACGAUCGAGAACCUAAUUGAGUAAAGAAUUUGAUAAUAUGAUAUAUAGUAUACUUCUCUAUUGACUAUGUCUUUGCUCUUCACGAUGAUUUGUUACGUAUGAUUUAUUUCAUAUGUUUUGCAUUUUGGCGAUGAAUGUUAUAUCAUUUAAUGCUGAAUAAAUGUUAUGUUAUGUUAAUGCAAAACCAAGCCAAGUUCAUAUUUUUUGAGAUAUUUUUUCCACUUAGAGAGAUUUGAGACAUUUAAAGGAAAUUGUUUCAAAUGUGAUCAUCAUCAUCUAUGAUUUGUUGUAUUUAACUUAGUUCAAGAAAUUAAUUUGGCUUAAUGAAAUAAGUUUGUUCUUAAAAGAUUUUAUACUUAACAUUUAUCAAGAAAUUGGGGAUUAAGAUCGAUCAAACAUAUGUAUGCACAUCAUAAGUUUUCAUAUGAUUAUAUUCGGAUAUUUCAUAAAGAUUUAUGUGCCAUGGCAAUUAUAUUAGUAUAAAAUACUCAUUCUGAUUUCAUUGUAUGUCUCGCUGUUAUAUCAUCAAAUAUUUAUUAAUACUCUUCAACAUACAAAAUAAUUAAAAUAUUAAAUUGGAAAUUAUUUUUAUAUCAAUAUAUUUCUACAUGUAUAUUCUUAAUUAUUUGUUAUGUCAAAAGGGUACCAUGUUUAUGCAUGUCAUUAAAUUCCUUUUUUGUUCCUUUUUCGCAAGGAUUUUGAAUAUUUAUUUACACAUUUUUUUAGUUAUUGUAUAAAAAACAAUCAUUUCUACUAUUCAAAUUGUAUCAUAUCCAAAGAUUUAUAUUAAAGACCACAUCCAAAGCUAAUUUGCCAUAUCUGUUGUAUGUAAUUUUUCACAACCAAGACUUUUACAGUUGGGAAUUUGCCUCUGAACACAAACUGUAGAUAUCUACUGAUGAAGGCGUUACGCCGAAACGUUUAAGAUAAAAAACUGUACGUGUUUGUGUGGUGUAUUUUAUUCAUACAAGUUGUACAUGAUUUUAAUUAAAAUUGAUACGAACGUUGUUACCUCACUGUAGAAAUUAGAUACUAAAAUGUAUAAGGUAAGAUUCCAAAGAUACGAUUCAUCUUAUGAUCGAAAGAACGUUUUAAAUAAUCAUAAAAUGAAGAAAUCAGUUAGAUAUUAUGUGAUUGACUCAAAUAAACUAUACAGCUCUUAAUUUAAAGAAGAUCUUAUAACUUGUCAGAAAUAUUAAUUUGAUAAGGGCGUUAUCAUAUCAUAAUACUUUGAUAAAAUGGCCCCUUACGAUGUAAAUGUGUCUAAAAAAGCAAUGGUUGAAAAAAGUAUUCUGAGUAAAACAUAAUUAAUUUUAUUGAUUUUUUGGCAAAAGUCAAAGUUAAGUAUUGUACUAAAUCAAUGUUCAGCAUAAUAAAUGGUAUGGUAAUAGGGUAAUCUCUAGCUGGCAAGAUUCGCACUUUUAUUAUACCGGUACCCGUAUUUUCAAACUGAGUGCUUAAUUAAUAAAUGUGCUAUGCAAGGCACCUUUUCCAAAUUGCGAUGUUAUAAAUGUUAUAGAGAAAAAAAACGUAUAUUAUUAUUGUACACAAACAAUUAUAUUUUUAUAUAUAUUCUACUGAUACAUUGUGAAGCCAGAGUAUUUUUUAAAAUAAUUGUGGAUAUAUUUGUCAUCUGCUGAUGACCUUUCGUGGAGAUGUGAGGAUUUUGUUGGCUGGUGUCAUGAUACACGCAUGAAGUAACGUAGAGUGCUCAUUCAAUAACCUACAAUAAUUUUUCAUCGUUAAUAUUUCAUUAUUAAUUAACAUGAUUUUUUUUCCUUUCAAAAUACUGAAUUUUAAUAUCUUGACAAGCUCUGUUUUGAAAAAGCAGAUGUUUUUUGGAGACUAUGCAAUUUUCAUAAAAUGCCUUAUCAGAUUUUAGCAUCAGUUAUUAGGGUUUUAGCUAAAGGGUUUAUAAUGGAAGAUCGUUUUGCACCCUGCCCUCUUUUGGUAAGAACCAAUCUGUCAUCAUGGAUAACAUUAUAGGGAUCCUUCUGACUCUAUUGAAGUUAAUGCUUAAGACAAUCAAAUAUUGUUGUUUUUAAACUUAUACUAUGAUCAUGAUAGCUACAGACAAAAUUUGGCAAUGACAGUUAAACAUAUAAACAUACUAUUACUAAAACAUAAUUCUUAACACUUUCUGUCAUAUUCAUUAUGUUCAAGUUCUUCUUAGUCGUUUUUUUCCUUAAGCAUCCUGUUUUCUUAACUUCCUUGCCUUUUUAAAAACCUGGCUAUAAGCCUAUGUUACAGAGCUGCUGAAGCAGACGUACAUCUUAAUUGGUCUAUCAGCUAGUCUGUUUUCGAGGAAGAAAAAUCGAGACAUUUGUUUUUUUACCAAAAGUCUGAAACCACUUCAUGUAUUCCAAUGAAACUUGGUAUACAUCUUCACUAGGAUAUUCCCAUGAAACUUGGAAUACAUGUUCACUUAAAAUAUUCACAUGAAACUUGUUAUAAAUGUUCACUAGGAUAUUCCGAUGAAACUUGGUAUACAUGUUCACUUAGGAUAUUCACAUGAAACUUGGUACUCAUGUUUACUUAUGAUAUUGACAUGAAACUCUUGGUAUACAUGUUUACUUAAGAUAUUCACAUGGAACUUGGUAUACAUGUUAACUAGGAUAUUCAAAUGAAACUUGGUAUACAUGUUCACUUCAGAUAUUCACAUGAAACUUGGUAUACAUGAUUGUUUUAGAUAUUUACAUGAAACUUGGUAUACAUUCUCACUUCAGAUAUUCACAUGAAACUUUGUAUACAUGUUUGUUUUAGAUAUUCACAUGAAAAUUGGUAUACAUAUUCGCUUCAGAUAUUCACACCAAACUUGGUAUUCAAUUUUACUUAAGAUAUUCACAUGAAACUUGGUAUACAUGUCUUGGUAUGCAAUUAAAGAAUGGCAGUUCACUAGUUCUUUCAAAGAAAGUUUUCAGUCUUGCUAAAAUAAUCAGAGUCGGCCCAUUAAUUUACUGAUAAAUGCCUAAAUCUGCUUGGCGGGUUAUUUUUGUAACAUGUAGUAACAGACUCAUCCUGUUGAUUAAAGUAAGUCUUUGACUUAUUGAAAUACUUAGGGAAGAUGGCAAACACGCAAAUAAAAUCCUUGCGUUUCCUUGUUCAAAAUGAUUUAUCUUUAAAAUAGUUAACAUUAUCAAUAGUAUUUGUGUUUGGAUAAAAAUCGUAUAUUACCCAUUAAGCUAUGUCUGUGUUUUAUGUUUCAAACAUUUGCUCCAAAGUCUAUUUUGGGCUGAAGUGCUUGUGAUUGUACGUCUUUUGUACUAUUAUGUUAUUAUUAUUUUGGGUAGUAUCUAUUUGUUUAGAGAUGAGGAGCACGUUUUGACCAGUUGAUUAACAAAAAAAUUGACACGGUCAACCAUGUUUGCCAAUUAAUCAGAACAAAAGUUGUUUAAGAGUGUUGCAUGCAAAUAGGCUCAGGUUAAUGUUUUGUUUACGAGCUGACAUUUGAUAUCGAUUCUUAGUUUCUCGCUUGUUUAUCCUGCUCAUAUAUUUAUGGGUAUAUAUCUGACAUAUUAAUAUAUAAUACUCAACUAAUAAAAAUACAAAA
This is a messenger RNA of Mya arenaria, 11643 nucleotides long. Its product is annotated as receptor-type tyrosine-protein phosphatase eta-like. Gene Ontology annotation, biological process: protein dephosphorylation. Gene Ontology annotation, molecular function: protein tyrosine phosphatase activity; protein binding. The record is from RefSeq and is a predicted model, not a curated record. Bases 191 to 5122 code for a protein of 1643 amino acids. Lineage: Eukaryota; Metazoa; Mollusca; Bivalvia; Myida; Myidae. The transcript is spliced from 36 exons.